Apis laboriosa (Himalayan honeybee) is the source of this 3512-nucleotide messenger RNA. RefSeq lists its product as uncharacterized. The coding region runs from base 26 to 3220 and encodes 1064 amino acids. NCBI's taxonomy places the organism in Eukaryota, Metazoa, Arthropoda, Insecta, Hymenoptera, Apidae. Gene Ontology annotation, molecular function: protein binding. The transcript is spliced from 11 exons. The record is from RefSeq and is a predicted model, not a curated record.
CGUUUUUUCCUUUCAUCGAAAGAAGAUGCAUCAUCGGUUUAGACUCGGGAUGUUACUGUGGUUGUCGAUCGCCGCGAUGAUCGAGGGGAACGUUGUUCGGAACGAGGAUAUCUGCGGAGUUCAAAACGGUCGGCGAUUGUAUCUGGAGUUGGGCGAAAAGGGUAUUUUGUACGCGAAGAAUGUUUCGAUGGUGAGAAACGAGGCGAGGAAAGGCGAGGGUUCGCUCGUAUAUACGAGUAACAGUUCCCACGCUCAAUGUAGUCUCGAGUUGGUCACAUGUCCCUCCUGCGUGAUAAUAGUCACCUUCCAGACCAUCGCGUUGUCCCAUCAUUGCGGCGACGGUACAAUUACGAUGGACAGCCCGUGCAGAUGCGAUUACGUAUGGAUCUCGGAGCCACCGUACGAGGAUGUGUCCGGAACACCAUUUUGCGGAUUGUACGCACCCAUCACUUAUAAAUCCAGCACGAGAACCUUGUCAAUCACGUUGUUCUACAGUCAGUCGCAUAUGCACGCGUUCACUCUCGAGUAUAUGGCAGAGAGAAACAGAUUGCACUUAAAGGGUACGGAAUUGACCGGUCAAGCAGCAAAAGGUUUGAACAACACCGGUGGUGGGAUUUUAACAUCGCCGUUCUUCCCAGCCCGGUAUCCUCGCGAUCUAGGCUUGGAAUACGUGGUCAUGUGUCCUAACGAGGCAUCGUCUUGCCGCAUCAGAUUGUUGUUCAGCGAUUUUCAAUUGGCCACCGUGUCGAUAAUGGAGUUCUACGAUUGGAACGGUCAACGUCUGGACGUGAGCAGCGGAGCGAGAUUUCGUCCACCGGUAAUAAUGAGCUCGGGCCCUUCGUUGCUGAUACGAUUCUACGCGAACGGUGGGACUGGGUUAGGUUAUAAGGCAUUCUACUCCUUCGUGAUCGGGCAUUCGUUGGACAAAUCAGUGAAACCGAUAACCGAUUGCGGGGGAUACGUGGAAAAUCUUGGCGGUGCCAUCACCAUGAUGGACAUGGUCGGUGAAGGCGUGAAGACGUACGAUUGUGUCUGGUUGAUCAGACCACCCAAGAAUUUUCUACACUUGAAGACGCAUAUGUAUCUGAAGGUGAUCACUUUCGCGGAUAUGGCCGGGAAUACGGAACUGGUGAUAAAACAAGGACCAACCUCGGCCCUUUUACCGCUCGAGAUUUUAAGGCAUCCGGCCAGUCAAGUUCAACAGUCUAGGUACAGGGAACACGUGGCGCCAGUGGCGAGCGGGUUUCACGUUAGCUUGCGAGGAACGUUCGGCCCAUCCUCGCAUCUUGCCAUUGCGUACGCGGCUUUCAGCUACAUGGAUUGUUUCGCCGGUUCGGAUUUUCUUUGCCGUAACCACAGAUGCAUACCGAGUCAACUGAAUUGCGACGGGUUCGACCAUUGCGGGGACAACAGCGACGAGCCAGCCACAUGUUUUCGAGAUUGGGAGAUGGAAGAUCAAGCUGAGGAUCGAAAGUGGCACGCGAACAAGGCCAACUAUUACUUUCCCAAGAUCGAUCGAUAUCCGGAUCUGAAGACAGCCACGUUGGUGUUCGUCGCGAGUAGCCUCGGCCUGAUUAUCUUGAUAUCGGCGUUGAUCAUCCUGCUGUACAGAAUGGGGGCAAGAGCCAGACAACAGAGGGAACUUCAAUCGAGGUUGCAAACGAUCAGCGAGCUUCUAGUUUUCGACAUUGCAGACGGCGCGCGGAUCGACGAAAUUUCCGUAACGGACGAUCCCCCGGUAUACGAGGCGCCACCGGGCUACGACGAAGUGGUGAAGCUCGGAUUCGACUCGGAGAUGAUUGGUCGGAAGAAGCGAAGAAUGUUUCGAGGUAGAAACUCUCCUUCAAGUCUUCAAGGUUCUUCAUUGGAAGUGGGGGGAGGUCGAUCCUCCGUUUGUUCCAUCAUCGAGGCGGGUACGUCGAGCGGUAAUCAAGAUCCGGAAAUAUCUUCGAAGAACCGCGCUAUUCGAUUGCCGGAGAGUCCACCACCUCCCUACGUCACUCCUCCGGGAUCUAUAUCGCGACACUUUAGCGUAUCCGGAUUACUGGCCGCUGAUUCGAACGCCAGCGUGCGAGACGACGAGGACGACGAGGAUGACAAUGAUGACAGGAAUGGAAAGGAAGGAGAGGAAGAAGAUAGAACGGAACGAAGGAACUGGUUUCGUCGAUCGAACGAUCCUCGAAUCUCGUCCUCCGCGCUAGAGGAGGGAAAUCUGAAUCGAGGUUCGUAUCUCGACGUCCAAGUUCUCGGCGCGUAUCCGCAGAUUCGUCACAGUUGGAAUUCGAUCCGAUCUACGACGAUCGGUCCACACUCGAUUGGAUCCUGCUUCCAGCGAAGAAGUUUGCGCGUUCUUCCUAUCGAAACGAAACCUGCUUCCUCUUCUACCGCGGAGGCGAGGAAAGAGGAUAAGGAGAAGGAGAUGGAGGAAAGCGCGGAUCCGAAAGAACGGUCAUCGCAAGACGAAACCUCGACGACGGACGGCGUUAGAUCGGAGACUGGAUGUUCUUGCGAAGGUGCAUGCGGUUGCGCCACCGUGAUCUCGGCGGAUUUCGAAGGAAGCGAGGUAGGAACGAGGAAGGGGAAAGAGGAAGAGGAGGAGGAGGAGGAGGAGGAGGAGGAGGAGGAAGAGGAAGAAGAGGAAGAGAGAGGAGGAUUGGAUCGAGCGAGGAGCACGAUCGUGAAAUUGUUGAAAAGGCAGAAUGUAGGUGGUAACAGCGGUGGAUCGAGCGCCGCGUCUAUCUCCUCGACCCCGUGCGAUACGUUCCGAAGAUCGAUGAGGAAAUUGUCGGUAUGCGCGCGCGAUUGUUACCUGGGAAGAACAUCGACGACCGUGGGAUCGAUGGUGGGCAGUUACGAGAAAUUGAGCAACGGCGAAUUAGAAACGGCUAUACGGAGACAUUUGCACGCUUCCGACCCGGCCUCGAUCGACUCGUGGCCCGAACGAGGAGGAGUGGGAAGAAACUAUCGACGAUACUCGAGCUGCGAUCUCGAGAGUUUGUACGAGGGGAUCAGGAUCCUGGACGGAUUUUUGGCGAGGAGGGGUUUAACGGUGUCGCAUCCCCGACGGAAGAAAUCGGUGACGGUGAUGUUGUUCGGGACACCGGAACACGGGCCGAUUCAUCGACGACGGCGUACGCAAGGUAUUGGCAACGAGCAGGCCACGAUUCGCGAGAUCGGUCGCGUUUCUCGGUUAAGCUUGGACGCUGCCGCGUUCAAUUGAUGGAUCGAUCGUUGGUCUCUCUUUCGUUUCGCGAAAUCGAUGCGAAUCGAGACGGAGAAGAAAGAGAAGAAAAGAGAAAGGAGAAAGAGAAAGAAAGAGAAGAAAAGAGAAGGGAGAAAGAGAGAGAAAGAGAAGAAAGAAACGAAUAUACGUUUUUGCGAAAAAUUAUUAUUUAUUUUUUCGUACGUCUGCCGACGAGUCACCGUUUAGUUGUGAAUUAACUUGUGAAUUAAUUUUUGAUCGUUUAAACAGAUGCGUAGUAAAAAAAAUAUAUGUAUAUGUAUAUAUAGUA